ACAGGGUGGGAGGUUUUUCUUUUAUAGGUCCAUGCCAGCCUUAUAUACGAUUAGCAACCAGUAAUUGGGGGCCAGUGGCUUGCUUCCCUGAACCAUUUCUCCAUCAAGCCAGUCCACUGCCACGACCUUUCUUAUAGAGUGGGGAAUAAAAAGAAGCAGCCAAGAUGUCGGAAAAAAAGAUGACAUCAAGCCGCAGGCAUGCCCUCAAGAGCUUGAUGCUUUCAAUAGCUAAGGGCUUGAUUGAGAAGGAAAUCAAGCAGUCUGCAGCUGACAAAAUUGCCCACAUGGCACAGAAUUGCUCUGAGCCCUCCUACCCACACUCAGUGCAGGAGCUGCAGGAGCUGUGCAAAAAACUACACCAUGAUAUUGACAAGGUCGAUGAGGAGAGAUACGACUUGGAGUCCAAAAUAGCAAAAGGAGAUAAAGAGAUUGAGGACCUAAAAAUUAAGGUGAUUGAUCUGAAAGGCAAGUUCAAGAAACCCACCCUUAGAAAGGUGCGCAUGUCUGCUGAUCAGAUGCUUCAGGCCCUGCUCGGCUCUAAACACAAGGUGUCUCUGGACCUGAGAGCCAACUUGAAACAAGUGAAGAAGGAGGUCAAAGAGGAGGCUACAGAGGUCGGUGACUGGCGUAAAAACAUUGAGGACAAGGCUGGCAUGGACGGCAGAAAGAAGAUGUUUGAGGGCGAGGCCUAAAUAUUUGGACAUUUCUUUGUUUAUUUGCUCUGAACGCACUCUCCAGGAUGUUGUAGAGUCUCACCAUUUUGCAAUAGUUGAAUUGCUUUUUCUGGUGCCAUUGCCUGUUACUUACAUUUGUUUCAUGCAGUAUAUUUGUUCUGAAGGGAAAAUGUAUUUCAUUGCAGAGCCACUACCAUUAAAUGAAUGGAUAUGGAACACCCA
Messenger RNA from Clarias gariepinus (North African catfish), 896 nucleotides. RefSeq names its product troponin I, fast skeletal muscle-like. The record is from RefSeq and is a predicted model, not a curated record. Lineage: Eukaryota; Metazoa; Chordata; Actinopteri; Siluriformes; Clariidae. Gene Ontology annotation, cellular component: troponin complex. The transcript has 7 exons. Bases 165 to 692 code for a protein of 175 amino acids. Gene Ontology annotation, biological process: muscle contraction.